UGUAACGUAAGAAUAAAAGAAUAAGAAUUCUGCCUUGAUAACCUGCUUCGAUCGGCUUGACCCGAUCUUAUGCUAGGGGGAAUCCCUCGUUCCGGAGAUUCCCAGUUAAUCACUGCUGAUUUGCUUUCUGGCUGCUAGUCAUCCAGCGCCGGCUCAGAAUGCUGCACAAUAUAUUGAAUGAUUAGUCUGCUUCCCGAGUUUGGCCCUGAGUGCCGUCUGCGUCCUCGAAUUGUUUCUCUUUGGACUGAUGUACGCCAGUCAGUGGUGAUCCAUGGAACAAAUAUGAUCGAGAACAGAGGAUUGACUAUUCUGUGCGCUCUAUUAUCAGCUGUGUAUACACAAGAAACUGGCAACUACGUGAUUCUUGCGCCGAAAUAUCUACGCGCCAAACAACCUUACCAGUUUUCUGUCUCUACAUACGAUUUCAAUAAAUUUUCUAAACUACGCGUGACUAUCGAAAACGACUACUCUGAAAACGACUAUUCUGAAAGCGGCGAACCUAUCCAAAUUAAUAAAGAUGUAUACCUGAAGAGUAGUCAAAACCAACUGGUUGAAAUUGAUACAACAGUUUUACCGCAAGGAUCUUACUCACUCAAACUGCUAUCCGGAUCGGGAGGUGAAGUGGAUCUUACAAUCCCUCUUACAAUACUGGAUAAGUCAUAUUCCGUACUGAUUCAAACGGAUAAGCCAAUCUAUAAGCCUGGCAAUGUUGUAAAAUUUCGAGUGCUGCUAUUAGACCAAACAACAAAGCCAGUUGAUAAACCGAGAGCAAUAAGUGUAGCGCUGGCAGAUCCCUAUGACAACGAGAUCAAGGUAUGGCCGUAUGCAAUGCUCCAAAAUGGAGUAUUCCAAUCACAAUUGGAAAUUUCGAACGAGCCAAAUUUGGGCAACUGGUCAAUCAAAGCCAAUGUCUAUGGAAAGGAUCAUGUUGUUUCGUUUCUAGUUGAUGACUACAAAUUAGCCAACUAUGAACUCCGGAUAAGUACGCCUAAACCAGCGGCCGUACAAGACAGAGAAUUUGUUGUAGAUGUCGAGGCACGGUACAUCUUCGGUCAACCUGUGAAAGGAAACGCUAUUAUAACAGUCCACGGUCCAAAAUAUCUCACCAAAACUGCACGAAUUGUUGGGAAAAAGAGAUUAUCCUUCAGUAUGACUGAUUUGCUACAUCAAACAUCGCAACCGGACGAGAAUAUUUCAGUAGACGUGACAGUCGUUAUCCACGAUCAAUAUACACGAGAAAAUAUGGAGGCGAGAAAAUCUUUUCAAAUCUUCACCCAGUCGUAUCAAUUGUCUCUUAAAAAGUCUUCCAAAUAUUUCAUUCCUGGACAUCCGUACCGUUGCUAUGUACAGAUCAAAGAUCCAAGCGGAGCACAUUUAAAAGAAAUGAGUACGCAUCAAGUAAUCAUUAAAAUAAGCUAUGCCAAACGGAAUGACUUCCAGAAAACCGAACUGCAUUUGACUCCAGAUUCAGAAGGAACUAUUCCAUUGCCAUUGGAUGUUCCGGAUGAAGUCACGCACAUCGAGCUAGACAUUUCUUAUCGCAACACAACUGAACAGUUCGAACUGCAUGUGAAUCCGUACAGUGUUGCCGGCGUAAUUCAAGCAUCGAUAAUUACCGAACAAGUAAUGAUAAACCGGCCCUUUAUGGUUCAAGUGCAGUCAUCCGUCCCGUUGAAUCAUUUGACGUAUGAAGUUAUAUCUAAAGGAAAAAUCUUGACCGUAAAUCAGCAUAAGCUCAAUAGCACUGACAGUAUUCAGUUCGAAAUUGCGGCCACACCGGAAAUGAUCCCAGAAGCAAAAGUAUUCGUAUACAGCAUUCACAAUGAUCAGAUACUGAAGGACACUGUACCAGUGCUGAUAAGUAGUUUAACAAAUUGGGUUAACGUAACGCUUCUUACCGAUAAGGGACAACCCAAGGUUCAGCCCGGGAAAAAAGUCCAGCUUAACGUUCAAUCUACACCAAACUCUUACAUUGGAUUGCUAGCGGUCGAUAGAGGGGCUUGGCUUCAAGGCGAUGGAAACCAGAUUACGACGCAACGAGUGCUGAAUGAAAUUAAAGCGUUCUCUGAUGGAAUCGAAGGUACUGCUGAUGAUAUAGAGGACAUGGAAUUAAUUACCAAUGCACUGAUUCCUAGAGCACUGAGUGCACGAUUCGGUAUCUACCAGCCAGAUGAUGAGGACGAAUACAUCCCACCUCGAAAGGAUUUUCCUGAAUCAUGGCUGUGGUUUGAUAUGCGUAAAACCGACGACAACGGUAGACUCAACAUCACCGAUACGGUUCCCGACUCCAUAACCAGUUGGGAAAUAACAGCAUUUUCUCUUAGCCCUGAGCAAGGCCUUGGCGUACAGGACAAGCCGGUUUCAUUGACCGUUACAAAGCCUUUCUUCAUCGUAACCAACAUGCCGAACUGGAUCAAAAAGAGUGAGGUCGCCAUAAUUAAAGUGACUAUAUUUAACAGACUGGAUGAAAUCACUUACGUCGGAGUCACACUCAAGAACUCACGUCAAGAAUUUGAAUUUGUAAAUAAUACUGGGCGCAAUGAUGUCAGCUACCAGGCGAAGAAUGUCGUUGUUCCGAAAAACUCUGCCUCCACCGUGCAAUUCAUGAUCAAACCGAAAAAGAUGGGUAACAUUGUGAUCAAAGUCAUUGCCGAGUCUACAGAAGGAUCCGAUUCAAUGGAACAAUUGCUUCGAGUCAUGCCUGAAAGUUUGCUUUACCCGAAGGAGGAGAAACGCUUCAUACAAUUGCAGAAUGAAACUAACACGUACGAAAUAAAGUUAGUAAUGCCAAAACAUAUUGAUAAAAACUCGGAGGACAUUUACUUAUCAGUGCAAGGCAAUCUUCUUGGUGAUGCAGCUGACGGAUUGGAAGAUAUGGUACGGUUGCCUUCCGGAAGCGGCGAGCAAAAUGUUCUCAAAAUGAUUCCAAAUGUGAUACUUUUGGAUUACAUGAACGAAGUAGGAAAGGUGAACGUAUAUUUGAGAGAACGCGCAAAGCAAUUUCUGAAUAAAGGAUACCAAAAUCAGCUGAAGUUUAAACGUAGCGAUGGGUCAUUCAGCAUGUUUGGGCAGCAAGACAAUGUAGGAAGUGUGUUUCUCACUGCUCUCGUGGCAAAGACUUUGCAACAAACGAAUCAAUUCGUAGCAGUUGACAGGAAGGUUAUCGAAAAAGCAUAUGACUGGUUGAAGCAGCAGCAAAAUACGGAUGGAAGUUUCAGCGAACUUGGAGAAGCCCCAGAAUAUGGACUACAGAGGAAACAUAAGGACAAAGUAAUCCUUACAGCCUUUACUCUGGUUGCGUUUCUAGAAUGCAACUGUAAUACUGAGAAAUAUAAAUCCGUAAUUGACAAAGGAACGAAAUAUCUCAAAUCAAAAGUUCAAAACACUGAGUCAAAUUAUGCCCUUUCAUUGACUGCUUAUGCGUUGAUUCUUGCUCAAUACGAAUCGGAAUUUGCGUUUUUAAAGUUGGUGGAAGGGUCCGAAAGCGAUAAUCUGUAUCGAUGGUGGGAUGAUAAUUUAACUUUCACCGAUGCCACUGCUUAUGCAUUGCUCUGUUAUCUGAAGAGAGGAGAUUUCGUGGAUUCUUUGAAAAUCUUGAAAUGGCUAGUCAAUAAGCGGCAUUUGUUUGGACCUGACAAUAUUGAAACCACGUUUGUUGGACUUCAAGCCAUUGCAGAGCACAGCAAGAGAACUUCACCAAAUCGUAACUCUUACGUUGUUUCCGUAUUCAGAGGGGCGGAAAAGUUAACCACGCUCACCGUAGAUUCAAACACAUCCUAUAUAGUACAAAACGCAUCACUUCCAGCUGACGUUCGAGAUGUUACUGUAAAGGUCGAGGGGACGGGAACAGGAAAAUUCUACAUUUAUUACAAAUAUAAGACGAAUAUUUUUAAAGUUAAGCCACGAUUUCACGCGGAAGUUCAAGUGUUGAACACAUCCACCGGUCAAUAUCUUGAUUUGCAAAUAUGUGCAAAAUUCAUGCCUGAGGAAGCAUAUGAGAUAUCGAAGCUAGCACUGAUGGAAAUCACCUUUCCCAGCGGAUAUAUUGCCCUCGAUGAAUCGGUAGAAGAACUUGAAAAAAUCAAAACAAUCAAGAAAGUCACAACAAAGUACGACGAUUCGUCCUUGUGGCUAUAUUUUGAAUCACUUCCGGAAACAAAUCUAUGUGUGCCAGUGACCGGCUUCCGACAGAGUGAUGUGCUCCAACAAAUCCCUGGCAGUGUGAAGGUUUAUGACUUUUAUGACAAUUCUCGACUGGUGAUUAAACAUUUCGAUGGCAAGCAAAUCGAUGAAUGCGAAAUCUGCGGCAACAAAUGCCCACCCGAAUGUGGACAGUGAGGAGCUGAAACUUUUAUGAUAUAGUCAGCAUGUUAAAUGAAUGAGAAAAAAUACCAUAAUUUUUUUAGCUUCCUUGUCCGAAAAAAGCGACCUUUAUAUCUUACUUGUAUUGUGGAGCUCAACUGGCUUGAUGGGUAAAGCACACGUAUUUCACAUCGAGAAACGGAUAUCGACAUAAAACCAUGAAUGAGUAUGGAUCAGUCUCAGGGGGACAUCUGGAACUAACAACACAAAUACACGUAAUGACUGAAGUGCAUAGGCUAGGCCCAAUUUGUUUUGAAAAAUUGACAAAUUGGAAAUAUUGUGAAAAAAAUCCACGUUGUCCUGGUUAGGUUUGAACC
This is a messenger RNA of Aedes albopictus (Asian tiger mosquito), 4679 nucleotides long. RefSeq names its product thioester-containing protein 1 allele R1. The record is from RefSeq and is a predicted model, not a curated record. Gene Ontology annotation, molecular function: endopeptidase inhibitor activity. Bases 178 to 4338 code for a protein of 1386 amino acids. NCBI's taxonomy places the organism in Eukaryota, Metazoa, Arthropoda, Insecta, Diptera, Culicidae. The transcript is spliced from 10 exons. Gene Ontology annotation, cellular component: extracellular region.